UUUCUUCUAAAUUUAUUCAGUUUCAUUGCAUAAAUUAGUUAUAGCCCAGCACGCAUAAUUUUUUCCAUAUGUUGAUGCGGAAGUAAAUACAAUCACUCUCGUCCCGUGAUUUCCAGUUCUCUUGUAAAUAAUACUGUAAAACCUCUGCUGUAAAACGUGAAAAUGUCGACAAGUAAUGAUUACGAUUCUACAUUUAAGAUUUUAGUCUUAGGGGACAGUGGCGUUGGAAAAACAUGUUUAAUUUAUCGUUACACAGAAGGAAUUUUUUCAGAGGCCUACGUCUCCACGAUCGGUAUGUUCAAUCUUGGUAAAAAUUGUGUUAGGUGUUUAUAGUUUGAGUAAAAAUUGAAACUAAAAUUGUUACAAUUUUUGAACUUUUAUUAAUAAAUGUAAAAGGUUGUAUUGAAUUAAGUUGAGCAUGUACUUAUAAAACACAUUCUGUAUUUUCAGUUCAUGAUAAUUGAUAACAAUAAACAGACCACUUGUCAUUUCUGACAUUUCCAUGACAAUUUUACAGGUAUUGAUUGCCGAACUACAAUGCUGGAUGUUGAUGAACUGAAAGUUCGAAUGCAAAUUUGGUAUGCAUUAUAACAUGAAUGUUUGUAUGAUUACACAUGUCUAUAUUUGGUGUUUCAAAUUCCACUGGUGCUACCAUUAUUUGACCAAUCAGAUGCCUUUAAUCGACCCGAUUAACCAAUCAAAUACACAUAUUAAGCCAGAGCCGUAGUGUUUGUCAAAUCUGAACUUAUACAUCUUGUUCAUCACAUUUUAUAGGGAUACUGCUGGGCAAGAGCGUUUUAGAACUUUAACAAGUGCUUAUUACAGAGGAGCUAUGGUAUGAUGUAUAAUUAGGACACAAUAAAUUAUUGGUACAAUUAUUCAAAUUGGACUGCUGUGACAAAUUUAUUCAUAACACAAUAAUGAUACUUCAACAAUGAUACCGUAAAAUAGUUUUCUUAUUUGUCGAACAGGGCGUACUGUUAGUCUAUGAUGUCACGGCCGAGGAAUCCUUCAGUCACAUCAAUUCUUGGUUAAGGAACAUUGACGACGUUAGUCGAUCAUCGUUGUCAGUUUGCCUUCUAUGAAUUUUUGCAGUAGUCUUAAUUGGUGAAUGGAACAUAGUGGUAUUUCAUGGAUUUAAUAUUAAGUAUCUUUCAUUCAGAAUGCAAGUUCUGAUGUGUGUAAAGUAUUAGUGGGGAAUAAAGCUGACGUUGAAGAUGGGAGAGUAAUAUCUAAAGAAAGAGGAGAAAUGGUAAAUACUUGUGAAGUAACAUGAAUUAACUGCCUGAUGUUGAGCGUAAACUAACAUGUUUUCCAGUACACAGGGCUCAAGAUUAGCGGUAUCCCGAUAUCCACGGGAUACUAGAUUUCAAUUUUGGAUACUAGAUAUCAUAGGCUUAGUAUCCCAACGGGAUACUAAAAAAAAUCGUAAUAUUGGCGAAGUUCGUACAUCGCGGCGAAAUGUUCGUCAAAAUAAUAUUUUUUUCGUUGUUUGUCGCGCGAAAACGGAAUGGACCUGAGCACGACGUUAAUUUCUGCCUGUCUAUUUUCGGCAAUGAUUGCUCAGAACAUGAUAACCAAUGAUUACGCGUGAUUUCCUGUCGCCAUCACAAUGCAAUGAAAUUUGACUCGUGUUUUUAUGCCUAUGGUUUUUCCCUGCUAGCACGAGAUAAAAAGCACAUGCUCGAACACAGUUUAUAUACGGGAGGUUUUUGCAAAAAUGUGGAGAUACGUAGUUCGAACUCAGCGAGACAAUCAAGAGAGACGACCAACUUCGAUAACAGCUGCUGAAACAAGUACGCAAGUUCGUGACGAGAGUCCUUCUUUGUCAUCUUCAACCGACUCAACCCAAAUACAACAACAUCAACAAGACACGCAUGGUGAUGAAGGCGCACAAGAUACGGAACAGCAGCCAAAAGAAAUCAAUUAUAACGAGUUACGAACAGCUGAAACGCAGCAGACCCACGAGACCGUAGAAGCCGAGGUACAAGUCGUUGAGGAAGUGAGACGGCCUAAUGUAAUUGCCCAAGCAAGACGCGAUAAAAGAAGCGAUGAAAUUAAACGCAGAUACGAAUCAACAAAGCGCAGCAGAAAAUUUAACCAAAACUGGAAAAAAUCCUUCCCGUGGGUGACCCUGACGAAUGAUAAGAUGUUUUGCAGUACUUGUUUAAACAGCGGGACGCUUUGCGACAAGGAAUCCAAGUUUGUGAAGGGUGGUUGCGGUAAUUUCCAUAUUAAAGCGUUACAAACUCAUCUCGCGAGUGUCAGUGUACAGUGUACUUCAUUUACACACCUGUCCGGCAGCUAUUUACCUUGUUUGGAUACUAUUAUCGAAAUACCUACUAUCCAAAUCUGGGAUACUAAAUUUCAAAUAGGGAUACUAGAUUUUAAGACCCUAGUAUCCAUUUGGAUACUGGUAAAAAAUUCAAAUUUUGAGCCCUGGUACAUAGUUUAGACAAGUUUAACUUUAAGUUAGCUCAAUUGGAUUUCACAAUUAAAAGUUUUUUCUGUUAUUCCUAGGUUGCACAGAAUAAUAAUUUGCAGUUUUUUGAAACAAGUGCAAAAACUGGUGAUGGAGUGAAAGAGGUAGUUUCAAUUUUUAAAAAAAUCACAUCUUUAUUUGCCAAAGCUAGUUCCUGUACACAAGCUGACCGUGAGGAAAGUUUAUAUAUAGUCAUUUAAAUAAUGGAUUAUUGGAUUUGGAUUCUUGCAUUUGAUGUUUCUUUUUUGUAGGCUUUCAAGUGUCUAGCACAUCUUAUUAAGGACCUUAAAGAUAGCAAGGUUUGUGUUAGUGUUCUGCUUGGUUUGCAACAUCAUUUUUUGCAUAUGAUUUAUAACGAGCACAUUUAUUUUAUAACAGGAAUCAAGUCCGCCGGAUGUAUUGAACACUUCGUUACGCAUGCAAAACGAACAGAGUGGCUCAUGUUGUUGAUCAUAAGCCAUAAGAUUGUACAAGAAUUUGCACAAUAAACCAUUUCUGCUGUGCAUCUCAAGUUUUCAAUAUGAUUCAGAAUUACACAAAUACAGACAUCACUAUAUUCCUGAAAUGUGAAUAUUGAAAAUGGUCUCUAAUUUUGGAAAAGUGUCAUCAGUGUAACUGAAAUUGUAAAUAAAAGUUUUUGAUAAUAUAUUGU
Molecule: messenger RNA, 3134 nt
Organism: Paramuricea clavata
Lineage: Eukaryota; Metazoa; Cnidaria; Anthozoa; Malacalcyonacea; Plexauridae
Source: the annotation of a GenBank genome assembly